Photinus pyralis (common eastern firefly) is the source of this 991-nucleotide messenger RNA. Its product is annotated as dihydropteridine reductase-like. Lineage: Eukaryota; Metazoa; Arthropoda; Insecta; Coleoptera; Lampyridae. The transcript has a single exon. The record is from RefSeq and is a predicted model, not a curated record. Gene Ontology annotation, cellular component: cytoplasm. Gene Ontology annotation, molecular function: 6,7-dihydropteridine reductase activity; NADH binding; NADPH binding. Gene Ontology annotation, biological process: L-phenylalanine catabolic process; tetrahydrobiopterin biosynthetic process. Bases 157 to 861 code for a protein of 234 amino acids.
ACUUGCGGUUAACGCUGCUGAUGGUGACGAAGGUGGAAAAUCGAAAACCCCUAACCCAGCCCAACCUCCUUCCUGCUGCGUCUAAUCUUGUUCUUCCAGCUCGUGGUUUUACCUUUCACUUCCUGUCACUUUCGUGGCCACUGUCAAACGUUCAGCAUGUCUUCUCCCAAAGUGCUAAUCUACGGUGGCAGAGGAGCGCUAGGAGCAACGUGCGUGUCCCAUUUCAAACAACAAAAUUGGUGGGUAGCAUCGAUUGAUUUGGGAUUAAACGACGAAGCCGAUCACAACAUUGUGGUUACCAGCACCGACAGCCUACCAGAACAGGAAGAAUCCGUACUAACAUCUGUCUCUUCGGCUCUAGGGUCAUCGAAGCUCGACGCCAUAAUUUGUGUGGCAGGUGGGUGGGCCGGUGGCAAUGCUAAAAAGGGCCUUGCAAAAAGUGCAGAUCUUAUGUGGCGGCAAAGUGUGUGGAGCUCAGUUGUAUCAGCGAGUGUUGCGGCCUCGCACUUGAAGGAGGGCGGUUUGUUAACGUUGACAGGUGCUAGUGCAGCACUUCAAGAAACUCCAGGUAUGAUCGGUUAUGGCAUGGCCAAAGCGGCUGUACACCAUUUAACAAAAAGCCUAGCCGGUAAAGACAGCGGGCUUCCCACCGGUGCAACUUGUGUCGCAAUUUUACCUAUUACUUUGGAUACCCCAAUGAAUCGAAAGUGGAUGCCAAAUGCGGAUUUCACUACGUGGACCUCUCUGGAAUUUCUGGCCGAACUGUUUUGGAAAUGGAGCAGUAACCAGGCGCGUCCUGCCAAUGGCAGUUUAUUGCAAUUGGUUACCAAGGAUUCUAAUACUGAACUUGUUGUCGCUUAAGGCUUUUAUUUGGAUGAAAUUGUUAUAUUUUUGUAUUUGUUAUUAUUAUACCUUUAAAAUUGGUUGAGGACCAACAAUACGAUAUUAUGUACAUUUCAUAUUAUUUUUUAUUAAAUUGAGUUGCAAAGUA